AUGAACACGAACUUAUCGACCGAGGAACAUGAUUUACGUGAUCUAUAUCCGAUUGCUGAAGAUAUUUCAUCCGUUAUCCGAAGCGUCUCGCAACAGACAACAUCGACGGAGAAUCAUGAGAGAGAAGAGACGAUCGAUUUUAUCCUUGUAUAUGAGGAAACUGCAUCGGAAGAUAUCGAUCCUUUUGAACGUGCACAGAAAGCAAUGAGAAAAAAUUUCGAAGCAAAUUUACAACAUUAUGGAUUAGUUUUAAACUACCGAACAAUUCGGUUGAAACAUCAACAACAACGAGUUUUUGUUCUAAUUACAACACCUUUCGAGAAACUUCUUGAAAUGGCUGAAAUUACUCGUAAUUCAUCGUCAUUUAUUGCAAAUCUAUAUAAUUUCUCUAUCAAUCUAGGGACAUAUUUACCAUUCGAUCGUGUCAAUCCCGUCUUACGCCAACUGCUUACCUAUCCGCCGUUAACUCACAACUUUCCUCAACUAUUUCUUCCAGAUUCUUCUGUAUUUCAAGAGAAAAUCCAACGAUCCAAUUACGUCUUUUAUCCAUAUUCAAAACGAUUACAUAAGAAAUUUGCUCGACAUUUUUUUCGUUCGAAUGUACAAACAAUUCUCAAAACCCAUACAUUUACCAUCGCACAACGAACACGAUUAACCUAUGAAAUUCUAUCUCGUAUACCUAUUUCACCGCCUUCGUCCUCAAAACUACACACAAACAUUCCACUAUCCGAACUCAAACGCAUAUCUCCCUUGUAUCUCAGCAAUACAUCAUUUCAAUCCUUAACUAUCAAUCCGUCAUUGCCCGUGGAAACGACAGCCAGUUUUAGCUCAAUUGCUCAUGAUGACAUCAUCGAAAAAUUAAACGAAUCUCAUCGACAUCGAAGUAUUCAAAUCCUCUCAUCGCAUCAAUAUGCAUACGGAAUCAAUAUUUUAAUCAAAAUCGGUAUAUAUAUUACUGCAUACGCACCACACGAAGACUGCCGAAAAGACAAGCAAAUGAACAACACUCGCGAGUUACUCUAUUUACAUUGGGCACGAAUAAAACAUAUUCAACCAAUUGAACUCAUACGAGCUUAUUUCGGGGAAAAUGUCGCACUCUAUUUUGUCUUUCUCGGAUGGUAUACAUACAUGCUUAUGUUACCAUCGAUCAUCGGAUGUUUUGUGAUCAUAUACUCAACUAUCAAUGCCUUUUUCGAUAUUCCGACAAUCGAAACUUGUGUCAAUAUCAGUAAAGAAUACCUGUGUCCACAACGAACACGUAAGAAGUACGUGUCAAUUGGGAAUGAUUGUCUUACAAAACGAUUCAGCACGGUAUUUGAUAACUAUUCGACGCAUAUGUUCGGAGUGUUUAUGAUCUUCUGGGUUCUUUGUCUACGACGAUUCUGGCAAAGAUAUUUAGCGCGAUUUCAAUAUUACUGGAGUGUUUAUGAAGACGAACGUCGUCAUGAAUUAACUCGAUCGUCAUUUUUAAUCCAAUCUACACAAACGAAAAUCAAUCGUAUCAAUGGUAUCGAAGAACCCUUCAUUUCCUUAUGGAUUGUAUUAGUCUGUCGUUUACUGUCCGUUCUUGUUCUAUUGAUUUUUCUUGGAUUAUCAACCUUAAAUCUCAUUUUAAUGCUUUAUAUUCGUUUGAAAUUGUUCCAUAUAUUCCACUCGAUUAGAAAUGAUCUUGGGAAAGAAAAUUCGUUCAUCGUUAUCAGCAUCAUAGCAUCUACCAUUUCGUUGACUAUCAGUGUCAUUCUUGAUUUCCUGUUUGGAUAUGUUGCGAAUCGAAUGACUGAAUUUGAACGGCAUCGAUACCAAUCCGAUUUUGAUGCAAGUUUAACGUUGAAAUUGUUCAUUUUCGCAUUUGUCAAUUAUUAUUCCGUGCCGAUUUACAUUGCUUUCUUCAAACCAUGGAUACCGUCGUUACCGGGAAAUGAAAUCGCAGGCGUCAAGUCCUAUUUUGUUUUCACCGAGAAAUUAGAGCCGUGUAAUGAUUUAACUGGGUGUUCGUAUGAAAUUAGUGUGAUUCUAUUAAUAACAUUGAUUGGCAAGCAAUUAGUCAAUGCUAUGAUUGAAAUCUUAACAACGAAGUUUCUGAAUCUUAUUAAUUACUUGCAGUAUCACCGACGAGAGUUGAAUUCCAAACGGCAAAGAUCGUUUUUGUCAAUAAACGGCAUUACCGAUGACGUCACUGCAGGAGAAGAAACAUCAACGAGAGAACGAGCAGCAUGGGAAACUGAUAUAUACUUGCAACGGCUAGGUCGCUGGCAAUUAUAUAAUGAAUAUAUGGAAAUCAUGGUUCAAUAUGGUUUUGUCGCAAUGUUUUCCAUCGCUCUUCCUGUCGCUCCGUUUCUAGCAAUGAUUAACAAUCUUUUCGAACUUCGUACAGACGCGAACAAACUUCUAUUCGAAUUUCGUCGACCGAUCGGUGAACUUGCCUACACUCUGGGCAUCUGGGAGAAAAUCUUCGAUGUCUUGUCUAAACUCGCAAUUCUUGCAAAUGUGCUCUAUCUCCUAAUCACCUGCGAUCUAAUUCCUAAAUUGUUCUUUAUGUACAUUGAAAAGAAUAAUAGUUUGACGAAUUAUAUCAAUUAUACAUUAUCAUAUUUCGAUAUAAACGAUUUGGACGAUCGCGAAGAAGUUCAUCAAGGAAAACAAUUGAAUAUCACCUAUUGUCGUUAUCGAGAUUUUCGAUAUGAUGAUGGCUCAUCUUACAAGUACCAAACAACACCGAUUUAUUAUCAAAUGCGAAUGAUCCAAUGGCUGUCAAUAUUCUUUCUUCUUAUCUUAAUAAUCCUAAUCUACUAG
Adineta ricciae is the source of this 2793-nucleotide messenger RNA. Lineage: Eukaryota; Metazoa; Rotifera; Eurotatoria; Adinetida; Adinetidae. The record is from the annotation of a GenBank genome assembly.